This is a messenger RNA of Closterium sp. NIES-65, 633 nucleotides long. NCBI's taxonomy places the organism in Eukaryota, Viridiplantae, Streptophyta, Zygnematophyceae, Desmidiales, Closteriaceae. The record is from the annotation of a GenBank genome assembly.
AUGCCGUUCUCCAAACUCACGGACUUUGCGAGUCGCAAGUAUCUGGUGUUUGCAGCGGUGGAGGAGCAGCUCACCAACGCCAAGAUCCAUGUCAUUGAGGCGGCACGGGUCGCUAGAGAGACCAACCGCAUCCUCGUCCUCCCAAAGGGCGGCCACAGCCAUCUGUCUGUGGGUCGAUCCAUGCCCAUGUGUGCCUACUGCGACUUGGCUCACCUCAACGACACCGAGUGGGUCUCCCCCGAGUUCUUUCUUCUCCUCGCCCGAGCUGCCUUUAUCCACCCCUCUGUGGGAUAUCUCUGCGUCGACACACCUGAGCUCGGCCGGCCCUGCUUCGGCACAAAGGAGAUUAUUCGAAGCCUGGGGGCGUUGCUGACCCUGGGCAUGGGUCAGCUUCCCUCACGGACCACCACUGUCAGGCUGCACAUGCCUGCUCGCCCCGACCAGAUCCGCUCGCUGGUCCAUGCGUGGGCUGACAAGGUCGUGGUGAUCUACUCAAGAAACACGUUUGACCGCUUUGACAGGGCAACAGAUGACAUCGCAGUCAACAUAGAUGGCCUUGCAAACAGCACUUGUCAAUAUCAUCUCCUAUGUCCAACGUUCCCAUUGCUGUCAGGGAUGACAAAGACGUGGUGA